AAAUGGCGAACACUCGAACAGUAGAAGGGGUGGCUUUAUCGGGAAAAACUAGGAAGAAAACCAGUGUAUUUUGGAGUACUGUGCCUGAAAAGGAGCAGUUUAUAAAUGUUCAAGUACCGGGGGUUGCGAUGGGUGGUUUUACGGAUACAAGAAAGGAUUCGCAUGCGCAGAAAUUUGCCCAAGUGGUGCAAAAGUCAAAGUCAGAUAGCGCUAUUUUGAAUACACGUAAUGACCCUCUGACCGUAAACAAACAAGAAAAAAGUUCCCAGAGAAUUGCGACGAAGCAAAAUGAUUUUUUGGGUAAAAAGGAUGCCUCUAGCCUUUUAAAAGGCGCUACUUCGAGUGAUCAACUUGCAAACAUGUCAAGCUUGUCAGAGAGCGGCAAUCCCAGACGAGCUUCGUUGAAGAACUUAAAUGUUGAGGACAAGAAGAGAGUCGCGAAUCUGAUAAAGGAACUUGCAAAAACUGGCGAGGAGAGGGAACUCGCUCUUGAACGAUUGCAGGAGGAACGAGUGUCCUUUGAAGAGCAGCUUGGUGCCAUACAAGAGGAGCAAACAGUGUUGAAACAAGAAAGAGAAUCGUUGAAACAGCGAUUGGAAAUUAGCGAAAAGCUUUUGAAGAAAUAUCAAAAUGAGCUGAAGGAUGUUAAGAGCGAGAAAGAAGAACAGGCGAAGAUCUUUAAGAAAAGGCUUCAAGCACAACCACAGGGUACACAAACAUCGCCUUCAGUUGAAGUAUUAAGCAAAGAUGUUACAGCCAAGUCCCGAAAGCGUCCUAUGAAGAAAACCCACGAUGAUAGGAAUUCUCAUCGUGGUCGGAUGCAAUGGGGUGCCCCACAAGUACCAGUUUAUUCUAACCGUCUUUUUGAUGUAAAAGUCAGCGAUAUUGAAUACGAACAGAAUAGUGAAUCACAAAACGUAAGUGGGGAGUAUCAACGGUCCGGUGUUUCUGAGAAUAGCGGCUUGCACGAGUUAUAUUUGAGAGAGUAUUCCUUGCAACUACGAUUACAAGAACAGCAGAUCGAGAUACAACGACAGCAGGUUCAGUUACAACAACAGUUGCAGCUACUGCAACAACAACAGCAGGUUCUACCAUCACAGGGUACUGUUCAGCAAAGUCAUCAACAUCCUCAGCAACAGGCAGCAAAACAAGACCCAGAUGAACACAAAUAUCCCAGCCGGAAGCCAGACCAAUUCACAAGAUCAGAAGAUUGGUCAAUGCAUGCUGACCAACAUGAAGAAGACGCCGAACAAAAACGAUCGCCAUUGACUCAGCCAGAACCACACGACCAGUUCACUAAGUUGCAUCAACCAGAUCCAAAAAAUAACGAAACAUUGACUAUGCAUUCUCCAAGUCAACAAACCAAUUUGGUACAGAAACGAACAUCGGAUUCGAAAUGCCGACAUAUUGAGGCAAAUCAUGAGGCAGAUACUGUACCGCAUGAUCACUUAGAUUCAUUUUCACGAUCACGACGAAAUACCCCGAAUCGCCAUGUGCAUGUGAUGGAAAAUUCGAGACACGAGAAUGAAGCUGUACUUCACAAACAUGGUGAACCACAAACUAAGGAGACAUCAUACAGAGGUGGUAGUCCACCUUCACAUAACCACCACCAUCACCUGGCACAUAAUGGUGGCACAAAUUCAUCUGUUGGAGGAUAUGAUACCAGCAGGAAUAAAGGAACUGAAACUCAUCAUUCGAAACAUCGUCAUGUGAGCAACAGGAGAUCCAGUAGCGAACACAGAAAAAUAGAUCAUAUCAACCACAUUGACCUCAACAAUAAUGAAGAGUUCAAGCCAAAAUCUACGAAACAGGGGAAUCAUCUUCAUGAUGUGAAUGGCAAUAUUGUUCAGGACCAUUCACGAGUGUACGUAUCUGAUUCCUGCAGUGAUACGGGUGAUCAAACGGACAUGGAGCAUCACUGCAGGUCACAUCAACCUUGCCAUUGUGGAUACUACCAUGAACAAACCAAACAAGACUUACCAACCUCAGAUUGUGAUUAUCCCGUGUCAAAGCACGUUCAUUACCGAAGCAUACCUCAGCACGAUCUAAGCAAGACUUCAUCUGAUAAUAUCGACCACCACAAGGAUAAGCCCCAUCCGGCUCAGAAGAAUUACCACACACGGAGACACCCCAUUUCACCAAAAAGGAAUAAUAGUUACUAUCAAAAAUCAAUACACUACACUGAGCAUGAAGUAGUACCACCAUUAGGUCACCACCACGACAGCGAGUAUCUCCACCAUCACCGUGGUACAUGUGAGGAACAUUCGUUACAACAAACUGCCCAUCAUACACCACACUAUGGCAAACACAAGCAUGCAAAUGAAACAGCAUUUGACGAUGUUACUUACCAAGCCUCCCAGACAACCAGCAGUCAACAUGAACCUACAGAACGCAGAGUCCACGUGCAUCACCCAUUAGACACCUCGAGAAACACCAAGCCACUGUCAUCGGGACAUGCCCAAGAGUACGAUUACCUCCCUUCAGGCGGACUUCGCCAACAAAGAACACAAGAAAAUCAGGAUAAAUCGAAGGAUUUAUUGGACGAUUAUAUUCAUAACUAUCAAACUGCAGGUCAAUAUAACACAGAAUCCAACCCAGAUUAUCCCAGAAAGAAGAUCAACAAGAAUCCGACAAAGAGGAAGACAUCCAGAUUGAAGAAAGUAGAAAACGAUGAUGUUUUUCCUCCGACAAAUUAUACUACCAGACGUCAACCUACAUACGAAGAGGAGAACCCCAGUUACUCAUUGUACAGGCCAAACAUUCACGAGACAAAGUCCACAAGAAGCUAUAUCCAGGAACGGCAUCGAGAUUCGGCAAACGAGAGUUAUCCCGAUUCUUUAGUAGAGAUCGUAGAGGAUCUUGAGGUACACACAGGAUAUGAGGGAUACUCAGGAGAGACGCGGGAUAUGUGCUCGACAGACGAGCGGGAAUAUGACAGUAACGAAGAAGAAAGCACUAUACUUGAUAAUAUAUUUUUUCUUAAGAGAUAGACUAAUGUUGACCAUAGUUCGGUCUGAAGAAAAAUUUAACUUGGGGAAUACAAGCAACGGAAACUGGUAUCAACGGGUGUUAUUAGCGAAGAUGUGACUUACAGCGUUCAUAGAUUUUAUUCUUUUGUAGAGAUAAUUUUAACCGCGCCGAAAUCAACUUUUUUUGGUUUCAGAUGGCUGCGUAGGUGGCUGGUGUUUGGGCCGUUAUUUAUUCAAUGAGAGCGCUCACGAGUGGUCUUGGAAAAUACUUGUCCCGACCACACAGCCUCUUAAACUGUACAUCGACUCGACAAAACAGUCUAUUCAUUGCUGUAAUUCCAAACUUACGUACAAACUAAAAACGUUUCAAGAUUAAAUUAAACCGCUUUAUGUACACAUAUAUUAGAAUAUGUUUAAACAUUGCCGUCUGUUGACGUUGUACACUUGUACAUGUUUAUAUAUAGCUAAUACUUAAACCACAUGGCAUAUGCAAAUUCAAUUUACGUACGUAGACUAGUAGCGUUGUAAAAAUAACCGAUAUUUCCAAACGUAGGCUUA
Dendronephthya gigantea is the source of this 3527-nucleotide messenger RNA. RefSeq lists its product as uncharacterized. The transcript has 3 exons. The record is from RefSeq and is a predicted model, not a curated record. NCBI's taxonomy places the organism in Eukaryota, Metazoa, Cnidaria, Anthozoa, Malacalcyonacea, Nephtheidae. The coding region runs from base 3 to 2990 and encodes 995 amino acids.